UGAUGAUGCUAUCGCAUCUGAUAUACCUAGUAAAGAUCUCAGUCAAUAUUUUAUACGUGGAAAAGGUAUGGAUCAAGUUGGUGAAAUCGAUACUGAUAUAUGCCUUGGCAUGAGCUCCACUCUACCAGAUCACACUGAUGAUAAAA
This is a messenger RNA of Paraglomus occultum, 146 nucleotides long. Lineage: Eukaryota; Fungi; Glomeromycota; Glomeromycetes; Paraglomerales; Paraglomeraceae. The record is from the annotation of a GenBank genome assembly.